Molecule: messenger RNA, 2025 nt
Organism: Solanum stenotomum
Lineage: Eukaryota; Viridiplantae; Streptophyta; Magnoliopsida; Solanales; Solanaceae
Exons: 2
Coding region: 1-2025 (674 amino acids)
Source: RefSeq, a predicted model, not a curated record
AUGGAUAAGUCUUGGAUUGGAAUGCCAAGAAACACAUCGGAGUAUUUGCUUGGUUUGAAUCAAUUUCUAGAUUUUGCAUUUAACAAUGGAGCUAUAGGAGAUAAAAUUAAAUGUCCAUGUCCUAAAUGUGGUUUUGGAAAGUGGCAAACUAGAAAUAUAGUGUUUGACCAUUUGAUCAACAAGCCGUUCCCAAAGAAUUAUGUCACUUGGGUUAUGCAUGGAGAAAUGAAUGUGUUUCCUAAUUCGAGAAACAUAGAGACCACUCAGGCUACACCACCCAUUGAAAAUCCAAUAGAAUUAUUGGUUAAUGAAGCAUUCGGGGGCUUAAGGCAUGAGGGUGUUGAUGUAGGUCCAUCACCGGUAGUGGAAGAAGAAGAAACAUUACAUGAUACGCCUGCUUUAAAUAAGAAAAAUUUAUUUGAGUUGCUUAAAGAUGGAAGUCAAGAAUUGUAUGAAGGCUCCAAGUACUCAAAGUUGGAAUUUUUGUUAAAGCUUUAUCACAUUAAGUGUUUGUCUGGAUUAAGUGAUAAGGGAAUGACUAUGAUCCUAGAUCUACUUCGGGAUGCAUUUAAAUUUGCAAAGAUCCCUGAUUCUUUUUAUGAGGCCAAGAAAACCAUAAAUAAGUUGAGUCUUGAUUAUAUCAAAAUAGAUGCUUGUCCAAAUGAUUGCAUGUUGUAUUGGGAAGAUGAUGUUAACGCCGAGACAUGUAAGUAUUGUCACACUUCUAGAUGGAAGCCAGAGAAGAAGAGCAAUACAGAUCAUACACCGACCACAAGUAAGAAGAAAAAGAAGAAGCAAAAGAAGAACCCUGCAAAAAUUUUGCGAUACUUUCCCUUAAAACCAAGAUUGCAAAGAUUGUUCAUGUGUUCUAAAAUUGCAGAGCAUAUGAGAUGGCAUGCAAAGGAUGAUAAAAAAGAUGGAACCCUACGACAUCCUAGAGAUGGUGAGGCAUGGAAGAAGUUUGAUACAACUUUUCCUGAAUUUUCUUCUGAUCCUCGAAAUGUCCGAUUAGGCCUAGCUAGUGAUGGUUUCAAUCCUUUUGGGACAAUGAGUACUAGUCAUAGCAUUUGGCCUGUUAUUUUGGUUCCAUACAACCUUCCUCCAUGGUUGUGUAUGAAACAACCAAAUUUUAUCCUCUCAAUGAUUAUUCCAGGUCCACGUGCACCAGGAAAUAAUAUAGAUGUAUACCUCCAACCCCUUAUUAAGGAGUUGAAAGAGUUGUGGAGUGAUGGUGUUGACACUUUUGACUCAUCAAAGAAUGAAAUGUUUAGAAUGCGAGCGGCUCUUAUGUGGACAGUUAGUGACUUUCCUGGACUUGAUAGCUUAUCUGGUUGGAACAUACAUACUGGUCUUGCAUGUCCCUCGUGUAAUUUUGACGCAGAACCUUGUCGACUUCCUCAUAGUAGAAAGUGGUGUUUUAUUGGCCAUCGUCGAUUUUUGUCUAGAAAUCACAAAUUUAGAAUGAUGAGGCAUCGUUUUGAUGGAACCGUGGAAGAGAGGACCCCUCCAAAGAAGUUAUCAGGAUCAGAUAUUUUUCAACAAGUGAGAGAUAUCAAUGUCACAUUUGGAAGACCAGCAGAGUUGAAUCGUAAAAGAAAACGAAACAAGCAAAGAAAUGAUGAUGAAGGUGGAACUCAACAAUGGAGAAAAAAAAGCAUCUUCUUUGAUCUUCCAUAUUGGGAGUCUAAUUUGUUGCGCCACAAUUUAGAUGUUAUGCAUAUUGAAAAGAAUGUGUUUGACAACAUCAUAUAUACCUUGCUAAAUGAUAAAGAAAAAUCAAAGGAUCAUAUUAAGGCUCGAAAAGAUCUACAAGACAUGGGUAUAUGGCGCGAUCUAUGGCCGGAUGAGAAUGGUGAAUGUCGGCUUGGUGCAUUUACAAUUCCAAAGAAGAAGAAAUUGGCCUUCCUCAAGACUUUAAAGAAUAUCUUAGUGCCAGAUGGUUAUGCAAUUGUUACCGAUAGCAAUUCGCAAUGUUCUUCCAAAUCAGGUCGUUGCAACUCUGGUAGAGUUUUCUUCCUUUUUUAG